CUCCAGGUGCUGAGUCCGAGGGAGGCUUGGGACGCGAGAGCCGCGGUCUCGCCGCCGCCGCCGCCGCCGCAAGAGCCACCGCCGGGAAGCCGGGGCCGUGAGGAGCCCGGAGGAGCUGGGUGCGCUGCCAGACUCUGACCGCCCUCCCGCCUCUCUGAGGUCCUUGACUCCACAGUGACGCCCCCUCUUCAGACAGAAGGACAAGAAGGUCCCAGCGGCCCAUCCUCAGGUUCUGCAGCAGGCCUGGGUGGCCCAGCAUGGCCCACUGAGGUGAACCAUGACUGGCUGGCUAACACUCACCACUGACCAUCCAGAGUCACACCUCACCAGAAGGUGACCCCUCCUCCAGCUGUCCCCUCACUCGCCCACCCCACCCAGGAAAGUGCCCGCGCUGCCACGGACACCAUGUAGUAGGGCCGGCCACGGCACCCAGUGAGCUGCAAUGGUUUUGUACACAACCCCCUUUCCUAAUAGCUGUCUGUCCGCCCUGCACGCCGUGUCCUGGGCCCUCAUCUUCCCAUGCUACUGGCUGGUGGACCGGCUUCUGGCCCCUUUCAUACCCACCACCUACGAGACGCGCCAGCGGGCGGACGACUGGUGCUGCCUCCAGCUGCUCUGCUCCUAUCUCUUCACACCUGUCUACCUGGCCCUCCUGGUCGCCUCACUGCCCUUUGCAUUUCUUGGGUUCCUCUUCUGGUCCCCUCUGCAAUCUGCCCGCCGGCCCUACGUCUAUUCCCGGCUGGAGGACAAGGGUCCAGCUGGUGGGGCAGCCCUGCUCAGUGAAUGGAAGGGGACAGGUCCUGGCAAAAGCUUCUGCUUCACCACAGCCAACCUCUGCCUUCUUCCCGAAUCGCUGGCAAGGCUCAACAAUGUUUUUAACACCCAAGCACGGGCCAAAGAGAUUGGGCAGAGAAUCCGCAACGGGGCCAGUCGGCCCCAGAUCAAAAUCUACAUUGAUUCCCCCACCAACACCUCCAUCAGCGCGGCCAGCUUCAGCAGCCUGGUGUCACCACAGGGCAGUGAUGGCGUGGCCCGGGCCGUCCCUGGAAGCAUUAAGAGGACGGCCUCUGUGGAAUACAAGGGUGACAGCGGGCGUCACCCCAGUGAUGAGGCUGCCAACGGCCCGGCCUCUGGGGAGCUGGCCGACAGCGGCAGCCUUGAGGAUGCCUGCAUCGUGCGCAUCGGCGGUGGUGACGAGGGGGGCCGGCCUCCCGAAGCCGAUGACCCUGCUACUGGGGGCCAGGCCAGGAAUGGGGCCGGCGGGGGCUCACGGGGCCAGACACCCAACCACAGUCAGCGGGAUGGGGACUCGGGGAGCCUGGGCAGCCACUCAGCUUCCAGGGAGUCCCUGGUGAAGGCGCGAGCCGGGGCGGACAGCGGCAGCGGGGAGCCAGGUGCCACCAACAGCAAGCUCCCGUACAAGGCCUCGGUGGUGAAGAAGGCGGCCGCGCGCAAGAGACGGCACCCAGACGAGGCCUUUGACCACGAGGUCUCGGCCUUCUUCCCCGCCAACCUGGACUUCCUGUGCCUGCAGGAGGUGUUUGACAAGCGGGCGGCCGCCAAGUUGAAAGACCAGCUGCACGGCUACUUCGAGUACAUCCUGUACGACGUCGGGGUCUACGGCUGCCAAGGCUGCUGCAGCUUCAAGUUUCUCAACAGCGGCCUCUUCUUUGCCAGCCGCUACCCCAUCAUGGAUGUGGCCUAUCACUGUUACCCCAAUGGGCGGUGCUCCGACAGCCUGGCCUCCAAGGGAGCUCUGUUUCUCAAGCAGGGGCAACUACAGCCUGCUCACAGGGUGGGCAGUGGAGCUGGACUGGUGAGGCUGGGAGGUUCUCCUGGUGCUGGCAGUGCAGGUGAUGAUGGCAUGGCAAUGGUGCAGGUGGGAAGCACACCUCAGGACCAAAGAAUUGUCGGGUACAUCUCCUGCACACACUUGCACGCCCUGCCAGAGGACAGUGCCAUCCGGUGUGAACAGCUGGACCUGCUUCAGGACUGGCUGGCUGAUUUCCGAAAAUCUACCUCCUCGUCCAGCGCAGCCAACCCCGAGGAGCUGGUGGCGUUUGACGUCAUCUGUGGAGAUUUUAACUUUGACAACUGCUCCUCCGACGACAAGCUGGAGCAGCAGCACUCCCUGUUUACACGCUACAAGGACCCCUGCCGCCUGGGGCCCGGGGAGGAGAAGCCGUGGGCCAUCGGUACCUUGCUGGACACGGAUGGCCUCUACGAUGAGGACGCGUGCACCCCUGAAAAUCUGCAGAAGGUCUUGGAGAGUGAGGAAGGCCGCCGGGAGUACCUCGCCUUCCCCACCAGCAAGAGCGCUGGGGCAGGCCAGAAGGGACGCAAGGACCUGCUGAAGGGCAACGGCAGGCGCAUCGACUACAUGCUGUACACGGAGGAGGGACUGUGCCUGGACUGGAAAGCCGAGGUGGAAGAAUUCAGUUUUAUCACCCAGCUGUCAGGCCUGACAGACCACCUCCCUGUAGCCAUGCGGCUGAUGGUGUCUGCGGCGGAGGAGGAGGCAUAGACCAGCCAAGUCACCGGGAGCAGUUGGGCCUCUGCCAGCCCUCUGAGCCGAAGCCCCUUCCUGGCCACGUCUCCUCCAGCGGCGAGCACCCCCCGACCCCCGGUGCCAGGGGAGGAGGGCAGGGGCCCAGGGGGAGCCGCGGUUAGUCCCGGGUGAGCUGGAACCAGCGCUGCCCUGCACCUCUGGGCACUCACCGUUGGACACAGGAGUCAGGUCAGCCCCGGGAGCCCCGGCUACCCAACCAGUGCCAUUCUUUCCAAACGUGAUUUUCUACAAAUCUACAGCACAAACUAGUUUGUAACCCGUGGGUUAGUAUGAGAACCGGGUUUCUGUACUCUUUGUAUCUCUUCUCAAGCUUCGUCCAGGGUUCAUUAUUUUUGUCUGCUGCCAUGUUGUCUCGCAUGCCUGCACCCUCGCAUGCACGCUGCCUGCAUGCCACGUGCCACACCGUAGCCACACAGACCCCUCGCUUGGGCCUCACCCAAGGCCAAACUCCAAACACAAUCAGAACCAGCCAAAGAAGCAUUCCUGGGCACAGGACCACCUGCUCACCGCCGCCAGCCGGGACGGCUCCCAAGCAGGGACCGUGAGGCUGUGUCCAGUUACCAGCGAGCCCGGGCUCUUCCCAGGGUCUUGCAUUCAAGGGCGAUCACAUUUUAAAAAGAAAAACAGAAAAAGUUAAGAACAAAGACAACCUUUCACUUUAGAGGGUCUGCAAGCCGCACGGGAGAAGGCUGCUCUUCCCGAGAUAGGCUCCCUUCCCCCCGGCGCACCAGGGCCCCAGAGACUCCGAAGUGGGCAGUGGAGCCAUAGACAGGAAUCCGGAGAGCAUCACUUUUUUACAGGAAAAAGGGGAACUCACGGCUUUGGGGGGUGGGGGGUGGGGGGCUUCUGGUUUUGAAAAUGCUAAGAUUUGUAACUUCUCUUCUGUCAAAACCAACACAUCUUUCUGCCUGAUCCCGUCUCCCCCCUUGGACACCUCUGGUUUGGGACCAAUCCUUCUGUGGGGCCCGUCCCCAUCCACAUGCUGGCUGAGCUCAGGAACUGUCCACCUGCCUCUGGGUGGGGCUGCGACUCUAAUCUCCCAUGCCCAUUCUCAACAGCAACCGAGGGGCCCUGGACAAAGGCGGGGGAGCCAAGGUGCCGACAGCAGCCUGUCGCCUCAUCAGUGUGCAGGCUGGGGGUGGCAAGGCCAAUGGCCACCACUUGCCUGAGGCAAGGAGUGGUACUAGUUGGCGUCCAGAUGCAUAGACACCUAUUCUGCUACUGUGUGACCAGGGCCAGUCCUGGACACCCAAGCAUAGCGUGGCAGAGCCUGCAGGUGAGGCCCACAGCUCCCCACCCCACGGCAGCACUGCCUCUGUCCACCUGCCUUUUUAAACACACCUGGACCCGCUCCCCUGGUCAUGCAGGGAGGGUUCUGUCUGUUUCCAGGUGUGAGGCUCCUCUGCCUCGGGGGAAUGUUCUUGACAACCCCCACCGGUCUCCCCUCCUCGUAGUGCCCUGACCACGUGCCCACCUGGCUUGAAGCCAGCUCCACCCAGCAACGCUGGGGGUGCACCAGGACCCUGCUGCUGGGAGCCUCCUGGUGCCGGUGUGCUGAUGCUGUGCCUUGUCACCCACUGAGCUGGAAGAGGGACGAAGAGGGAGCCAAGCUGCCAGCGAGAGGCCAGGCCCUUUACUGGGGGAGGACAUUCCUGAGAUUUGCACCUGUGGUGGCACUGGUUUAUCUAAACCCAGCAGGCCAGGGCAGCAGCUGGGCUGAGGGCUUUGCUGUUAGGAGCACUUCACUGGCCAGGCCCCCAGCCCCACCUUGUGUCCAGAAGCCAGGACAGGCUGCUCACCACCGGCUGAGGGUGCUGUCCCUCCUGGGCUCUCUGCUGUGCCCCUCCUCAUAGGGCCUGGCUCUCAGGGCCUUGGGUAGGCUUCCUGCGGUCAGAGGGCCCCCAUUCCCAGGAGCAGCCAGAAUCUCUGCUCCCACGGGUGGGGCCCAACUAGAUAGCCAGGCCUGAGCUGAGGCCCCCCAGGCUGGAAGUCGGCUGUGUGCCUGGGAGAGCAGCAGAGGCCGAGGCCAGGGCUCCUGAAGCAGAGAAACUCCAGCACAGCUUCCAUCCCUCCGAGAGGCCGCCUACCCCCAGGGCAGCUUGGUGGGAGCCAAGGCGCAGGGGGCACAUGCUUCUCUCCCUCACUCACAGGGCGCCUUAGGCAAGUCAUACCUCCCUGUGCCUCAGCCAUUUCCUGUCCUAACAAGGUCGCCUCUGCCCAGCCUGGCCCUGGCGUCCAGAGCAGGGCUGGCCCACCCCCCGGCCCCCCUCGCACCUCCCUCUGGCGCGGCCUCUGCUGAGGCUGCCAUUGCCCAACCACAUGUUUCAUGAAGCCUGUGGACUCCCAGGGCCAUGCACAAGCCAGACUUUUCCAUUUUGAUUUUUAAAAAAGAAAGAAAAGAAACAUUGCCAAGAUCUCAGAUUCUGUGGCAUCUAGGCCUGGGAGGGGCAGACACAGGUCACCCAAAUCCCCAAACAAGGCCCGCGCCUGCCCCGGGCCCGGCCUCCUCCGGGGAAGCCAGGAGGUGGGGUCAGCUCUGGAAGGAGACAGUCAUUUGCAUUUGUCCAAACCACCUUGAGUUUUAAGUAUGAAUAUUAAUCUUGAUGCUUUUUAACUAUUGUAUUAACUUGCUAAGAUUUAGAAAUACUGUUUUAAAAAGAAAAAAAACACUUUUUUAAUUUCUGUAUUCUUUUCUGUAUUGUAUCCUCAUGGGACAUUAGGGGUUUUAUAUGGUAAGCACACCUAAGGUUUUGGUAAAAACAUUAUCAAAUAUAUAUCCAGACGAUUCUUCCCUAGAAGAAAAACAGUCUUUACACCGAUAAAAUAUUUUCAAAAGAGAAGUGUUUUUUUCCUUUAUUGGUGCUGAAAGGAAGGAUGGCUAAUGAGGAGAAAAUAAAACUGUGAGGCUCAA
This is a messenger RNA of Equus caballus (horse), 5480 nucleotides long. The record is from RefSeq and is a predicted model, not a curated record. Lineage: Eukaryota; Metazoa; Chordata; Mammalia; Perissodactyla; Equidae.